This is a messenger RNA of Hevea brasiliensis (rubber tree), 900 nucleotides long. RefSeq lists its product as uncharacterized. The transcript has 2 exons. Lineage: Eukaryota; Viridiplantae; Streptophyta; Magnoliopsida; Malpighiales; Euphorbiaceae. The record is from RefSeq and is a predicted model, not a curated record. Gene Ontology annotation, molecular function: zinc ion binding. The coding region runs from base 1 to 900 and encodes 299 amino acids.
AUGGACAUAUUGCCAUUAAAAAGCAAUGCGGCAAGAUUGGUGGCACCUCCUAAUGGACAUCAUCGACAUCGCUUAAGACACGUACCGAGCAAUUAUAACACGAAGUUUAAAAAUCCUGACAUGAAAGAAGCUCUCCGAAAGGCAGCUCACCAAAUUCAGAAAAAGAAAUUUUAUGAUGCCAUGGACACAAUCAAGAGCGAGCAUCCAGAUACAUUUGAAUGGGCCAGAAAUAUACCAUUGGAGAAAUGGACACGUUCUCAUGAUAGAGGAAAAAGGUAUGGCUCCAUGACAACCAAUACCGUUGAGUCAGUUAAUGGAAUGCUUAAGGGGAUUCGUGCACUACCAAUAACUACAAUGGUAGAGAAAAUAUUUUUCCAAUGUGUCCAAUAUUUUGACACACGCCGCACGACCUUCUGCGAACAAUUGCAGUUGGGCUUCAACUUAACACCGGCAUGUCGUCAAAUUUUGAAUGAAAAUUUGAAUGAAGCAAACUCACUUAAUGUUCGAUUAUUUAAUCGCGAUUGUGGUGAAUUUGAAGUUUGGAAGGAUAGAACUGGGGACAACAACAUCAUCAAACUUUAUGAGAGGACAUGCACAUGCGAGAAGUUUCAAGAGAUACGUAUUCCAUGUUCUCAUGUCAUAGCAGCAUGCCAAUCAAUGUCAAUUAAUUAUGAGCAAUACGUUUCAAAUUAUUAUACAUUGGAACGAACGCUUAAGUGCUAUGAGUGGCAGUUUCAUGCACUUGGACAUCAUGAUGAUUGGCCAACAGACAAUGAUCCAAUCCUUGUACCUGACCCAAAUCGGAAAAGGUCUAAAGGAAGACCAACUUCUUUAAGGAAGAUGAAUGAAAUGGAUUGGAUGGUGAUUCAAAAGAGAGGGGAUCCGUCUAAAAUCCAUUGA